Molecule: messenger RNA, 8326 nt
Organism: Linum trigynum
Lineage: Eukaryota; Viridiplantae; Streptophyta; Magnoliopsida; Malpighiales; Linaceae
Source: the annotation of a GenBank genome assembly
CUACUAAUUCAAACUAGUAGUAGUUUUUCCCUUGGUUAGGACGGUGCUAACUAUUGUACAAUUAGCACCGUAGCCGUUCCCAUUGAUCCUCUUGCCUUGUCAUCCUUUGGUGAAAUGAAAUGUCAUUGUCUACCUAGUAUCAACAAAAAGUGGCAAAAUUGCUAUUGUCUUACUAAUUUGUGAGGAACUUAAUAUAAAUGGUAGUCAACUUUCUUAUUGACUAGUUGGAGAAUAACUGAUGCGGGUCAACCCAUAACUCAAUCGCACCCAUCCGCUCCCCACCCAAACCCCAAAGAAGAAUAUAGAUAGAUAACAAUCUACAUACCAACUAACUAGUAAGUGGAUGGACCAAUUUGAAACCAAACAUCGCCCAACCCGCUUAUUGGCCACCCUAACCGGAGUACCAGAUCAUCCAUCUCACGGGCUACUCCCGGUUUACGUUUGCGUUGAAUAAACUGCAUUCCAGGCUGGGCUCAUAACAUAAAACAUACACAGAUAGGCUCAAUAACCUUCUAAACCGGUCUUGGCCAAUAAGCCCAAUAAAAGGAAUACUGCGGCCCAAACCUUUGUCUGCCUCCAUCUCGGCCAUUUCGCAAUCCAGCCGCUUCUUUUUCUCACUCCCAAAGCACAUACCGUCACCGAUUGUGAGCUUGUGACCUUCCAAGGAAGAGUAAAUUGCGCCUACUGCGCUCCAUUUUUUCUUAAUCCCUACUCACCGCCGAUAGCUUCAUGCCUCUCAAGGCGAUCACUUCCCGGCAUUCGCCAUUGAUUAUUGGAACAUCGUGGCUGAUACAUAAAUUUAAAAAAAUUCUCAUGAAAUGGCGCUGGAUGGUAGCAGAUGACCACCCUCUCAUCAUUCACUCGGCAACCUUUCAAGGUUCGAGACUUCGCAAUCGCAUCCAUUACCAACCUUUGGUUUCACACUCAAGGUGGAUCGCCUCGCCGGAUAGGAAGGAUUUAAUAAUGAUAAAGAACCAAGAGGAAGAGGCUUGGUUUGUUAAACUCGCGUCGAAGCUCUUCUUCUUCUUCUUCUUCUUCUUCAAUUCGCGUUCUCCGUCUUCCUCUUUGGCGUAUCUUCGUGGGAAGUUGACCCCUUAGAUUGUGUUCGAGGUGAUUAAGAAGUUUGAGCACGACCCCGAAGUAGGGUUUAAGUUCUUGGAGUUUAGUAGGCCGAAUUUGAGUUUAAUUGACUGCGUUGGUACGUAUAAUUGGAUGAUAAGGUCAUUUUGUCAAACUGGAAUGCUUGAUAUGGCGGAAGUUUUGUAUCAUUACAUGAGGAGAGAUGGGUAUUUGCCUCAUGGUAUCUUUCGUGGUUUAUGGUAACUGAAUUCGUUCGAGCUCGAAGAUUUGAUCUCACCAGUAGUUUACUCCCUGAGCUGAGGGGUUGGGUUUUCAGAUUAGUGCAUUUGUGUAUAACAACCUGUUGAAUGAACUGGUUAAGUCAAGAAUCAAGUGCAGGAAGCUGUCAUUUUGUUGAAAGGGUUUCUGGCAUUGCAGUCUAGUCACGAUACUUGGACUUUCAAUAUUCUUAUCCGAGGUCUUUGUAGAGUAAGGGAGUUUGAUAAAGCAUUCAAGUUUUUGAACGAUAUGCAGAGCUUUGGUUGUUUUCCUGAUAUUCUUACUUAGGGGUCGUUAGGAAGUUGAGAUUCUUCAAAUAUGUGUAUUUGAUGAUACAUCUAUUAUAAAUACAAGGAUUGUAAGAAUAAGAUGAUUGGAAGAAUGUCUUGUUUGGUUAUAGCCAUUCAAACAUUUUAAAGAAAAGAAAAAAUCACUUUAUGAAGUGAAACAAAUUAAAGCCAACAAUCUCAAAGGAAGAAUCUCACCUUUUUGUUGAGAUUUAAAAUGAGUGAUUGUGGGUGAUAUGAGAUUUGAGGGCCCACCUCAAAUACAUGUAUUGAAUAAAGUUUUGGAACAAAAAAACGAUGGAUUCUCCAGAAUACAUGAAUUCAAAGAAUCAUUCAUCUAGAAUCAUAACUUCCAAACAACCCCUAAGGGGCCGUGGGUUAUUGGAGGAGCUUCAAUCUAGAAAUGACUGCUCCCCAAAUAUCGUCUCUUACACUUCAGUUAUAUCAGCGCUUUACAAAUCAGGGCAGAUGGAGAAUGCUUAUGGGUUCGUUUGGUUUUGGUGACAGUAUAAAUCAAUGCAUUGUGGUCAAUGCAUGCAUUGUAAAUACAUGUAAUUAAAGAAAAUGAUGUAAUUUGCUUUACAUUGUUUGGUUUUGGUGAUAGUUUUUUAGUAUUCAAUAUGUUAUCUUACUUUUUGUGAGAAAUAUCACUUUUUCCCUUGUUUUUAUGAGAACAUAUAUAUAACUAGGGGUAUAUUUGGAACAAAAUAUGAACCCAACAAUCUCCUCAAAACUAUCUCAACAAUCUCAAGUUUUACUAGAGAUAGUACGGUCACUCAUUUUGAGUGAUAGUUUUCAUCACAUCAAGCAAACAAUGCAUGUAUUGUUUGUGCAGAAAAUUCAAAAAAACCAAUGCAUUGUAGACAAUACAUGCAUUGUAACUAUCCCAACCAAACAAUCACCAAAACCAAACAACCCCAUAUUCUUUUCUAGGAGAUGAUUAGAACUAGAGUUAAGCCUAGCUUAAUCACUUUUAACAUUCUAAUUGAUGGAUAUGGCAAGAACGGUGACAUGGUUGCAGCAGAAGCCAUCUAUGAAAAGAUGGGCCAUUUCAGUUGCUCUCCUGAUGUGGUUACCUUCACUUCCUUGAUUGAUGGUUAUUGUCGAAGUGGACAAGUGAACUUGGGUUUGAAGCUUUGGGAUGUGAUGAGAGAUAUAAAUAUGAUACCCAAUGCUUACACAUUGUCCAUUCCUAUUAAUGCUCUUUGCAAAGAGAAUAGACAUCAUGAGGCUCGUGGGUUUUUGAAUGAGCUGAAUUCUUAUAACAUCGUAGCACACCCAUUCAUUUAUAAUCCGGUUAUUGAUGGGUUUUGUAAGGUGGGAAAUUUGGGAUAAAUUGCAAGAUUGGUCACUGAGAUUACAAAAAAGGUUCAUGUUUAGUCACUAUAAAUAUUUAAUUUCAUUUGUGGUCACUAAGUUUAGUAAAACAGUCCAAAUUUGGUCACUCUCCUUUAGUUUCCGUUCGUCUCCGUUAACUAAGUCCGUUAUUUGCUAACGUGGCUAACAGAAUGGUCUAGUCAGCCUAAUUUAACCCGAAAAUGAUAAAACCCUACCCGCCAUGUAACCUUGUCCAGCCUAACCCUUGAACCAGUAAGCCCUAUGAACCGGCCCACUCAAACAAAAUAACUUUUAUCCCAUUUUUAUUUCCAUAUCAUUUAUCCAUCUUCUCUACUUUUUGUUCUUUUUUCUUCCCAUAUCUGAUGCCCAGAACACCCAAAAAAAACCCCAAAAUUCAAAAUCCUGUUUCCCCAAACCCAAUCCAGACGAGAAUCUCACCCACUUCAUUUUGUUAAACCCAAUGUCGGCGACAAUCUAGGCCACCGAAUCCUGACGGCAAUCCCAUCUUUUCUUCUUCAUCUAUGGGGGGUUUUGGGUUUCUUCAGCGGCGUACAUAAAUGUGAGGAGAGGCGUUGACCAGACCAUUGUUGUUAUUCUUCCCACUCUCUAUCGUUGCCCUCCACUCAACAACCAGCUCCCGAUCCAUAACUACCGCGAGCACCAGCCCCAAAUCUCUCCACCAGGUAGAUCUGAAAUCCCGCUAAUAAAUGGCGAUGUAGGCGACAUCCUCCCCAGCAGGAACACGAUUUUGGGUGAUGUUCUUCUUUUCUUCGCCUUUUUUGAAGCUUCCAAGAAACCCAGAUCCCAAAAUCAUUCAAUGUGUUAGUGAUGAUUCGCGGUAUCAAGCUGGCGAGCUCCCGACUCUCACCACCGCACGUCGAAUCAAGAUCCGACAAUAAUGUCUACGUACCAGAUGCAGAGGUGAAAGGAUGAUGGGUGCUUCCUCUUUGGCUCAAAGCAUCAAAUGGAAUAAAUCGUUGCCGGAGUUGAGAGCAGUGGCAUUCGAUUCUUGAUGGUUUCUCGAUGAGAAUGGCGCGGGAGCUCCGGGAAGUUUGUAGCAUGGCAGCGAGUGCUCCACAAAGGCGCCAGCGGCGAGCUCCUCAAUGACCGAUCAAUCCAGCCGCACAAGUUGAAAGCAGAGCAGGAGAUGAUGCAGGGGAAGUCGGUGGCGAAUCGGGAUCGUACGGUGGAGCUAUUGCCAAAGAAAUUGGCUGAUUAUAUGGGCUUUGGGUUGGGUUAUGUGUUGGGUUAUAAUUUAUAUGACGUGGCGGGUUUAGAUGAUGUGGCGGUCCGGGUUUCAAUUUUUCAUGGUUGAAAUUGGCUUAUUAGGCGAGUCUGUUAGCCAUGUCAGCAAAAAACUGACGGUGCUAACGGAGACUAACGGAGAGUGACUAAAUUUGGACUGUUUUACUAAAUCUAGUGACCAUGAAUGGAAUUAAAUAUUUUUAGUGACCAAACAUGAACCUUUUUUGUAAUUCUAGUGACCAACCUUGCAAUUUACCCGGAAAUUUGGAUGAGGCGAAUAUCAUUGUGGAAGAGAUGGAAAAGAAGAAGUGUAUUCCUAACAAAGUAUGUUUACUAUACUCAUUGUUGGUCACUGUAUGAAAGGUAGAAUGGCUGAUGCAAUCGGUAUUCUCAAUAAGAUGUUGACCAUCGGUUGUACUCCAGAUAGCAUUAUCAUAAGUUCGUUGACGUCUUGCCUUUUGAAAGAUGGGAUGGCUAGUGAAGCGUUUCGAGUAAAGCACAUGCUAGUGGAAGACCUCAACUUUUGGUGAUCAAGUUGUCGGAAAAUUAGCCCUAUAGUUAGAUAUAGAGAUAUCUCUAUGGCAGCUUGAGAAGAUGGGCUGCAACCUGUAAUUAUACAUUGAAUUAGCUUAUGGACCCUUUGAUGAAACCUUGAUCCUUCUACUAGAUGCCCUUAUUGGCAUACAAAUUCAGGAAGAGCAGGUACCUUUGUCCCAUCUGUAAAACCUUUUUCACUUCGAGAAAGUAAAUUUUGCAGUUUAGCAUAAUUCUCAUUGUUGUUGAUUCUGACUUCUUUAGGCAUUUGGGUCUGUCUUUAACCUUUACAUAUAUAGCGAGCUUAUCAUUGAUGGCCAUCUUUCUUUUUUUUUUGUUGAUGAUUAGACAUUGAUUGAGUAUAUAUUCUGUGGAUGGUGAACUGAACUGAUUAACACACACGCUUUACACUCUGACGGUAGGCUACAUUCUAGAUCCUGUACUCAAGUCUGUCAAGGUUCGUGGGAGGAUAUGUUACACCCCGAUCUUUAUAAGGGUCAAAAUGACUAUUUUACCCUUGGUUUAUCUUGUCAAGUUCCACCGUAGUAUUGGUGAGGAUUAAAAACGUGAAGUACUGGUUCGAACAGGGCCAAAUUUCGAUGUAAAACGACGAAGUUAUGGACGUUGGUUGAUUUCUUUAAGUUCGAACCAAGACCCAAUUAGAAAUCUGAGCCGAGUGGGUCUGGUUUUGGAUUUGUGGGCUUCCAGGUGAGGAGGUUAAAACGAAUUGGGCUUAAGCUCGUUAUAAGAAUUGAUGAAUAAGGUUGGCUUUGGGCCGGGAAAGAAAAGAAGAGGAGGUAAUGGUGGCGGGCUAGUGGCCCGAGUUGAGAAGAGAGAAGGAGAAGAGGAGUGGGCUUAGCCCGCAACGAGGGAAGGAGAGGGGGAUGGGCUGGCCUGCUGGCCCGGACGAAUGAAGAAGGAUGCAGGUCUUUGGCCCGAGUGAGAGAGAGUGGGGGAAAGGGCGGUGGCCCAAAAGAGGAAGAGGAUUCACUCUCCUCUGGGCAAAGUCGACCGGCGCAGAAGGGAGGCGGAGCGGCGGUGAAGCAGAAGCGAAGCUCACCGGGAAAACGGAUGUAACGGAAAUAUCUAAGUUGAGGCUUUUAAUUGGGGGAUUUAAGGAUUUUAUUGUCUAGAAAAGGGAAUGGAUUGGUUCCCUCAUCAACAAAAACAGACGUGAGGAAAGAAGAGGGAGAGAGGCGAGAGAAACGAGCCGGGGAAACAGAGAAUGAGUUGAGGAGAGGAGCACGGUGGUUGUCUCGCUGGUCUAGGCCCGAAAUUGGAAUGAAGAGGACGACGCGGUCCCUGAAGAGAGGAGGAAGGCGGGCGAUCCGAGGACGUGCGAGGGGUCUCGAGAACGCAGCGGCGAUGAUGAAUCUCGAUGUUUACGUCGAAGUUCGCGUCAAUCCCGGCGUCGGUAAGGGGAUUAAUGAAGCAGGGGAAACGGAGAGGAUGCAGGUCUACCCUCCAAAACGACCAGGGGUGUUCGCGAUCCGUCAUUGGCCUCCGAACUGUGGGCUGAGGAGGGACGGUCGAGUUACCACCGGCGACGGCGGAGCUUUACUAGCGGCGACUUCCUGGGAGUUGCUGCCGGGGGAAGAGGAAGAGGAACCGUAGGAGUGCGACUGUUGUGGGUUCGAAGAUGGCGAGAAGGACGACGGCGUCGGUGGCCGAAGCCGCAACGUCGACGGCGGCGACUGUGUGCAGGUGAGAGUUCUCCUGCUUUAUUGGAAUUCCAUGGCAUCAAUUUGAAAAUUUGAUGAAUAGUUAGGGGCGUACAUGUCUUUUUGGAGUUGGGGCGAUUUUGUAAACGUUUGGAAGUUUAGGCGCCGUAAAGUAAUUGACCAGGCCUUGGGUGAGUUGGAAAUUGGUAAAUCUUUGGGUAUCGGAUUGGAAAUAAGCCGUUUGGACUAAAAUGUUUAAAUUAGAAAGUGGAAAUUGGUGUGGAGGACUGAAUUGAGCAAUUCUGGAAAUUUGGGGCCGAAUUGGUAAGACCCAGGGAUUUUGGAGUACCAUUUGGUAAUUUGCUAUUUUGGGGCAAAAAGGUAAUUUUCCAGAAUUUCAUGGGGAAUUCUAUGAAAGGUUAAAUGAAGGAAAUUGGGAUUGGAAUCAACCAAAUUUGAGGUCGUUUGAUUGGUUACGCUUGUGGAAAGGAAUAUUAAGUUUUGCCUAAAUACUUAAUAGGAGAAUUUGCAAAAGGAGAUGAUUGAGCGUGGAGUCUCGAACGAUGGCAUGGAUCAACCGGCAAUAAAGAGGGGUCGUUUUGAUCGAUCAGGGUCGGCUAAUAAGGUGAGUGUAAAGGGGGUAAAAUCUCCGUCGAGGUCUUUUAGUUUAUGCCUUUUUAAUUCAGUUAUGUUAUUUAAUUUUCAAGUAAGCGCGAUUAUGUGUGUGAGGCAUCCCACCGCCUGUAAGGGUGGAGGCACGCGCUGUGCUACGUAUGUGUGUGUUUAUGAUGUAUGGAUUGAUGGUAAUUGAACCCCCGGGCGGUUGGGCCACUACUGGACGCGGUAGAUGGUCGGGUCACUACUGGACGGCGAUACGUAACGCAGUAGCUGACCGGGCAUGGACUGGACGGUGAUACGUAACGCAGUACCAUUGCCUUGAGGAUAGGGACACCGGAUGGCGAUACGUAACGUGGUGAUUCCCUAGUAAUAAGUAUAUAAGUUAAGGUAGUAGUAGAGAACUUUUAUGAUUUAAGGAUAAAAGUUGAGAACCUCUAUGAGUUAAAGUUGAAAUGAGUUGUUAAGGACGAAAGUGAGAACGACUUUCAUCUAAGGAAAGGAAACGCUAAUAACGUGUUUAAGUAAGGAGAUUCCUAAGGGAAGAGACCGUAGGAGGUAACGACGAGACUGACCCCUUCUCACUCACCAGGUUGAGGAAGGGAUAGCAGAGGUGAAUCCCGAGAAGAAGGAGUAAGACAGGGCAAGCUGUCACACCAGUAUGGACGAGACCUCAGGGAAUCAACAAGGAGUUAGUGCCAUAGUUAAUUUCGUUGUUUGGUUCAUGAUUAUGAGUUUAUGUACUGGAGAUUCAAGGUUCAAUAUGCUGGGUUAAGUUGUUUAAGUAUUUGGAUUUUUAUUGCCCAAGUGUUAGGGCUUUUCAUUUGAACUUCUUAAAUAAUGUCAGUUUGUUUAUUUAGAAAGUGGGUUGGUUACUCCGGAGUAACCGGUUUUCGGUUUGAGUUAUGGUUUGGUUUUUUGAAAAAGAUCGGGACGUUACAUUUUGGUAUCAGAGCCUGCACUCCUCUGUUUCUUGGUCUCCAAGGAAUACUGGAGUGACGAUCUGAGUUUUUCAAGGUUUCAUUUUUUUAAGGAACGGGAAAAGGAUUUCAGAUUUAUUGUUUGGCCAAGCGAGUCAAGGGUCUUUUAAGGAUUUUUAGAAUAUCCAGUAUACUGUAAUCAUGACUAGGAGCUAACUCUAUUUGGCCAGCGUGGUGAUGACAUGUGUCAGAAAAGGGAAAUAGCAAUUUCCUAAGAGGUUUGUUUUGGUGCAAACUUUGACAUGAGUGUUAAAAGGGGGUUCAAGGAGUCCGGCGACAAGUGUUGGAAAAGAGGAGUCAUUCAACGAAAUAGACGAGGUAAGGAACG